UUCUUGUUAAUGAAAUAAAAUACAGCAUGGAGGCCGGGACCCCUGAGGGUCCGCGCACGCGCGCCGCGCUGGCGGAGAUCCCCGCGCGGCUGGACCGCCUCCGCGUCACCCCCCGCCCCCUCACCGCCAUCACCAACAACCGGGAGCUGUCCCCCUCCCUACCACCCGGGUACCUCAGCCCGGCGCCCUCGCCCGAGGAGUUCCUGAUACAGCAGAGAGGUCGCAAGCGUUUGCCGGUAACAUGGUCUCCCGACAUCGAUUUAAAGCGGACCGCAUUUCAAUCCACCGUUCGCACUCCGCCCAAAAAUCCAACCGAUCGCCAUUCCCCACCCAAACUCGGCGUCACUUUAAGAUCCACACCGAGGAAACGUCUUCUACUCGGCGACGAGCGCAUACCACUCUCGCCGGAGAAAAUCGACUUUAGCGACCUCAGCACCCCACAGAAGUUCAAAAUUAACAGCCCCAUCAAGGGCACUCCACCCAUCAAGCGGUGCAGACUCGACAAAAUCCUGGACGCCGAUACAUCUACCCCUAUCGACACGGCGCUAAAGGGACUUAGCCCGACCCAGCUCAUCCGCAUGAUAAAGAACAUAACGCAGACUCAUCCCGAAAUCGAGCAGGAGAUAAGAAGGGACAUGCCCUCCCCGGAUCUGGAGCCUUUGGACGAGAAACUCAACUAUUUCAAAUCGAACAUCUACAGAAGCAUACCAACGUCUCGCUUGAUGUCCAAAACCGAUUCCCCGGCCUUCUCUAGGGCGAGUACGCACGUGGCUUCCUUCAAAAAGUGUUUAAUCGAGCAGGGCAAGGUCCUAGUGGAAUCGCAGCAUUGGGAGUCCGUUAUGAAAUAUGUGUUCCUCGCUUGGAAGCAUGUGAAAUCGACUCCGGUUUGGGACAACCAGUCGCACAAUACGCAAAGGAAGCAAUGUUUUAAGGCACUAGCUAAGUUCUGUAUGACGGCUCUAAAGAAGGGCAGUUUUCGGAAGGAGUUUAUGAUGGAGAUACACGACAAACUGCGGGGCAUGGAAACUGAUAUUGACGACAUACAGUCCUGCCUGACGCAUGUGAACGGUCUUUUAGGCAUUGUGUAAUAUCCAUUGCUCUAUAAACUGUUCUCUUAGCAAUGAAAAGAUCCACACUUUGUAUACAGACGUUGUACAAUGUUUUUUCUUUGUCUGUGAAAACUUACAAGCCCCUUCAGACUAGGACAAAACACUGUAUGAGUAAAACGUCUAUACAGAGUGGAUAUUUUUAUAAGGAGAAAAUCUAUUAGCAUAAUAUUAGGGUCAAUCUUACCGGAACACGCAAAUGAGGAUGUUACUGUGCGUACUGAAAAUACGUUUUCAGCUGUACUCUCAUGCGUCUUGGACCUUGGUGUGAUUCACCUUUAGGCGAACUUUGACAAGUUAACAAUUACCGUUGUAUGGUCGCUGACAAACGUACAUUACCACUUUUUGUAUAUCUACUUGAAUAUAUUACUAAGGCAAUAUGAAAACUUUAAGAAGCAAGCAAAACGGAACAAAAUUUUGCGCAUUACGCAAAUACAGUAACUUUUAGGUGGUAUGAAAAUUAUUAUUUGCAUGGCGAUGCGAGUUCGACUCGCAUCUGACGAGUUUUUUAACAGAGUUAACCAUUAUGAUAUUUAUUGUUUAGGUCAGUGCUAUUCAACCUGUGGCUCACGAAGCUCUUGGUCGCCAGAGGUCAAGAUUAUUAUUUAUUUCUUUAAAAUACGGUAAAUAUUAAAGCGAUUGACAUAUUAUAUUAUGUGGGGAAACAUACACGAUAAAAGAGUGUUUGGGGGUCCAUAGUUUUUUCAUACCACUUCAUAAAUGGUCACAUCAUGAAAAAGGUUAAAAACACUGGUUUAGAUCAUAUUUUGCUAAAAUAGUCAAACAUGAAAGUUUAAAUUGGAACUUAGGAAUAACGGUUUGAAGUUAUGCAAUUGUUGCAAUAUUUUUGAUAAGUACUAAAAUUUUUAGUCAGCUCAAACAUAGCCAAAGCUAAGUUAUUGAAUUAUUAUUAAGAAGUUUCCAAAUAUGCAUAACAUUAUUAGCGGUCAUUAUAUAUAUUUUAAUAUAAGUAAGUUCUUUAUUCCACGAAUUUAAAAAAAUAUUUUUGCAAAUAUGUAAUUAGCUUAAUGACUGCUUGAGUAAGGGUGAGCAUUUAAAAAUGUUAAGUAAUUUUAGGCUCAUUAUUAGUAAUGGAUCUAUCAUUACUUUUUAUGAAACUUGUUUAUAAAAAUUAGAUUAGAAAAAUAAUUAGAAAUUCAAGACUUUUGAAUGUGUGACUGAAUAUUUACCCAGCUUACCAUAUAAUAAUAUUAUGUAAAUGCCUAAUGAGUAAAUUGGCUUAAUAACUUGUUACAUAUUUUGACCAAGCACAGAAAAUAAACCCAGUGAAAUAAUGCUGGUCAAAAAUUUGAUCUCCAAGUUUUAAGUUUCAAGUAAACCCAAUUCUAGUAUAGUCUGAUCAAUGGUUCUCAACAAUUGUUGUUUGUGUAUGAAAAAGUACCGUCAAAGAAAUUUAUUCAUAGGCAGUUUUCAGACCACCUAUUUUGGUCGGGUCACGAAUAAUUUUGACUUUUGACUUGACAUACAAGUCAAAAUAUUCGUGAUCUUUCUGGCUUGACGUCAUGACUAUGAAUCAAUUUUUUUGAUAGCACAAAAUACGAAAUUUUUAAUUAGGAUGUUGGUUUUGACCUAAAGAAAUUCAUGGCCGUUUUCCAAAAUGCCUUGUUAGUUUAAAUAUGAAAUUAGGUAAAUAUUUUUAAGAAAAACAAUAAUUGUUUAAUUGUUUUAAGUAAGGAAACAAAAGGUUAGUUAAAUUGAUAUAUUUUUGUAUUUGGCUGUUAUAAACUACCUCUAAGGAACUUGUGAAUUGUGAUUAAGUGCCUUCAUAUUAUUCUUGUUAAGUACAACUUUCAUUUUCCUUUCAUUUUAGAAUUUGCUGAUAAAAAUUAUAACCCAGUAGAUACGGUAUUUAUUUAAGUACUUUGUAAUAUUUUGAUUGCAUCUAGAAACCACAGCAACAAUAUUAAAAAAAAUGUUUACAAGCUCAGACCAAACAAACAACAAAUACAAAAUAACGAUUUUUUGUUGACAAUACAAAUCUUUUUUUUUUGUAUACUCUUUUUCAAUCUGUUUUGAUCUAACUGCAAAGUUUAGUAGUAUAAUGCUGCCAAUUUAAAUGCAAUGAUCCGAGCCAUGGGCGUACCGAGUGGGGGGCAGCUGCCCCCCCCCCCUGGAUCA
Molecule: messenger RNA, 3245 nt
Organism: Aricia agestis (brown argus)
Lineage: Eukaryota; Metazoa; Arthropoda; Insecta; Lepidoptera; Lycaenidae
Product: tethering factor for nuclear proteasome STS1
Exons: 3
Coding region: 27-1088 (353 amino acids)
Biological process (GO): nuclear protein quality control by the ubiquitin-proteasome system; proteasome localization
Cellular component (GO): nucleus
Source: RefSeq, a predicted model, not a curated record